AUGAAAUUAAAAGAAAUUGAUCGAACUGUUCAUGUUGCUUGGUCACCAGUUAAAAGUCAAGAACAAAAAACAAAUGGAAAUUAUUUAAUGACUGGUACAGCUGCACAACAACUUGAUGCAAGUUUUAGUACAAAUUCACAAUUAGAAUUAUUUGAAGUUAAUUUAGCUGAUAGAAGUAUGGCAAUGGCACCAAUUGGAUCAGUCAAAACAGAUCAUCGUUUUAAUAAAUUAAUUUGGUCAUCAUCAAAUUUAUUAAUUGGUGCUACAGAAAAAGGUCGUAUUUAUUUAGUUGAUCCAACGGUUCAAACAAUAACUCAACAACUUGAUAAACAUACUGGAAGUGUUUAUUCAAUUGAUAUAAAUAUUCUUCAAUCAAAUUUAUUUGCAAGUGGUGGAUCAAAUUCUGAAUUAAUGAUAUGGGAUUUAAAUGAUCUUAAACAACCUAUGGUUCCUGGUGGUACAUCAUCAACAAGUCAUCAUAUUGAUGAAGAUGUUCAAUGUGUUGCAUGGAAUCGACAAAAAUCUCAUAUACUUGGUUCAACACUUGGUGGAAAAACUCUUAUUUGGGAUUUAAGAUCAAGUAAUGAACCAAUUUUUAAAAUAACUGAUUCAACAUAUCGUAUGCGUGCAAAUCGUCUUGUUUGGCAUCCAGAUAUAACAAGUCAAUUAUGUUUAGCAAGUGAAGAAGAUCAAUCAGCAUCUAUACAAUUAUGGGAUCUUCGUUAUGGAGCUAGUCCUAUGAAAUUACUUAGUGGACAUACAAGGGGAAUUCUGGAUUUACAAUGGUCACCAAAUGAUAGUAAUUUAUUAAUGUCAAGUGGUAAAGAUAAUAAAAUAAUAUGUUGGAAUCCAAAUGACUUAAGUGUUAUGGCUGAAAUUGUUUAUGAAAUCCCAUGUAAUCAUUGGUGUUUUGAUGUUAAAUGGUGUCUUGUUGAUCCAAAUUUAAUAUCAGCUGCAUCAUAUGAUGGUACAUUAAGUAUAUAUACAUUAAUGGGUGGUUCAUGUCAAGUUUCUCGUCCAGUUAAUAAUCAAUUAUUUACUCAAGCAUUUGGUGAUGGACUUCCAGCAUCAGAAACACUUCCAUCAACAACUACACAUGAUGUUUUACCUAUUAAAUAUGCACCAAAAUGGAUGCGACGUCAAACAAGAGUUUCCUUUGGUUUUGGUGGUAAAUUAGUCAUUGUUCAACAUCCACCAAGUCCAUUAACAACAGAAUCAGGUCCAUCAUCUCCAAAUACAAGUACUACUAAUCGUCGUCUACCUGUUAUUAUUGAACAAGUUGUUGUUGAUCAUGUAUUUGUUGAAGCUGUUCAAAAAUUUGAUUCAAUUUUACAAACUGGUACAUUACUUGAUUAUUGUGAUUAUCAAAUAUCUUCAAAAUUAUUAUCUCAAGAUGAACAAAUUUUAUGGCGUUUUUUACGUGCUUCAUUUGAAAAUGAUCCAAGAUAUAAAUAUAUUGAAUUAUUAGGUUUUCAUAGUGAUGAUAUUUUACAAAAAAUUCAAAUAUUAAUUAAAGAUAAUAAACAUGAUUUACCAGUUGAUGCUAUUAAUGGUUUACAUAUUGAUGAUAAACAAAUUAAAAAAAUUUCAAAUGCUGAAAUCGAAGCAUUAUUGAGUCGAUGUAUUAUGUUAGGACAAUUUCAAGCUGCUGUUGAAUUAUGUUUUCAUGAACAACGUUAUACAGAUGCACUUCUUCUUGCUCAUCUUGGUGGUCAAGAACUUUUAUAUUUAACACAAAAACGAUAUUUUGAAAAAAUUCAAACACCAACAACUAAAUUAAUUGAUAUUGUUAUAAAUCAAGAUUGGUCACGUUUAAUUGAAUCAAGUAAUAUGACUAAUUGGCGUGAUAUACUUGUUGCACUUCUUACAUAUACAACUGGUUCAACAUUUAUUGAUUUAUGUAAUAAACUUGGUUAUCAUUUACUUAAACAACAUGCCGGUACAAAUGAUUCAUAUCGUACAUAUGCAUCAAUAUGUUUUAUUUGUACGGGAAAUUUGGAACAAUUUACUCUAGCUUGGUCAAGUAAAUAUCAACAACAAGGAAUGUCAUCAAUACAAUUAGAACAAUUAAUUGAAAAAUUAUUUGUUCUUAAACGUUCAUUAGACCAUGCUACUGCAUGUCAACAACAACAACAACAACAACAAAAGAAAACAGUUACAACAUCACCAUCUAUGGAUGGACCAUCAAUUAGUCGACAUUUAGCUUUAUUUGGACAAUUAUUAGCUAAUGAAGGUUGUGCAAGAGCAGCACUUGUUUAUUUAGGAAAUUUACAAACACCUGAACUUGUUAUUCUACGUGAUCGUCUUUAUUAUGGUUUGCCAACAAAUCAAUUGACUGGUAUUCCAAAACCACCAACUCCAUUUCGAAGAGUUGAUAUUCCUACACCACAACAACAACAACAACAACAACAACAACAGCAGCAGCAACAACAACAACAACAACAACGAAAAGCAAGUUCAACUAUGCCACAACAUUUUCGACCUCAACCUCUUCCUGAACAACCGUUAGUACCACCAACGAAUUUUAAUUGGUCAUCACCACAAAAUCCAACUAGUGAUCUUAAUAUAAGACCAGGAACUGCACCAAUAACCAAUCGAUACCCAACACAACCUGUUGUUCCAUCUUAUCAACCAACUGUUUAUAAUCCUACUACUGCUGUUCCUCAACAUUACACACCAACACCAAUAAUGUCUAAUCAACAAUUUGUUCAUGGACAUUCAACUCCAGUACCACAAGCACCACCAUCAACUGAUCUUUCAAGUGUACCACCCGUAGCUCCUUUACUUCCAUCUUAUCAAGAUUCUAAACCAGUUGGUGCAUGGAAUGAUCCUCCAACAGUUAUGAUGAAAACAUCAAAACCAAAUCCAUCUAAACCUCCUGGCCCUUCUACAGAUGGUUUUACUUCAACGAAUACUCAAUUUCUUCCAAUAGUUAAUGAACCUCCUCAACCAACAUUUCAUUUUAAUCCAACAAUAGCAAAUCAACCAACAGCAUCUAUGUUUCCUCCAACAACAGCAACAACAUCUGAUUUUAUUCAUCAUACUGUUCCUUCAUCACUUGAACAAUCAGUUCGGAAAGCACCAACUCCACCUCCUCCACCUGCACCUGUUGUUAAAGGUCCAUUACCAAGUGAACAUCAAAUAAUACAAGAUACAUUUGAUUUACUUGUUAAUCGAUGUCAACAAGCAACACAACAAUUACCAUUAAAACGAAAAUUAGAUGAAGUAAAAAAGAAACUUGAUGUUUUAUAUGAUAAACUUCGAGAAAAUCGAGUUCCACAAAGUGCUUUACAAGGUAUUCAUCAAAUAAUAGGUUAUAUUCGUCAAUAUGAUUAUCAAACAUCACUUACAAUCUAUAAUCAAUUAGUUGCAAGUGAAAAUUUAGCUGAAACAAGUCAAUAUAUGCCGGCUGUUAAGAUUCUUCUUCAAUGUUGUAUUCAACUUAACGUUUAUUGUCAAUAA
Molecule: messenger RNA, 3462 nt
Organism: Rotaria sordida
Lineage: Eukaryota; Metazoa; Rotifera; Eurotatoria; Philodinida; Philodinidae
Source: the annotation of a GenBank genome assembly